This is a messenger RNA of Colletotrichum lupini, 417 nucleotides long. RefSeq lists its product as uncharacterized. The record is from RefSeq and is a predicted model, not a curated record. Lineage: Eukaryota; Fungi; Ascomycota; Sordariomycetes; Glomerellales; Glomerellaceae. The transcript has a single exon. Bases 1 to 417 code for a protein of 138 amino acids.
AUGUCGGUCGACCUCUCAGCGCCAAGACAUGAUUUCUCCCGAUGCGGUUGUUUGCAGGACAUGGAGUUUCCCUGUCGCAUGCGUGUUUCUCCGCGUUCGAAGACCGCAACAAGGCGGCGUAGUCGCUGGUCCAGGUCGUUUUGGGAUGGAAAGAAGCUCUCAACGGCCAAAUGCGUUGAAUCGGAAUGCAGAAGUGGACGAAUCGAGCAAUGGCAGCGUGUCAUUGGUCUGCCCUCAGAUGUUGGAGAGGGGGAGAGCGUGCGCGACCCCUGGUCGGGAUUUCGGGGCGUCGAACCGGCGGCGGAGUACCGACAGACAGGGACCAGCCAGACUACGCAGGAGAUAGAGAGGGCGGGGGAUGGGAGGGAAAAGAACUUUUGGCUUGGCGUUCUAAUGUUACGUGCCUUGACGCAGUAA